AUGGCGAAAGAGCACUCCGGAGGUCGACAGCAGAACAGUUGCUAUUCAAAGGAUACUAAUGUUCUUCCGCUUGGUAUCACAGAUCAGACAGAUAUUCUAGAGAAAAUGACGGUUCUGGACCUUCCUAUUGAAAUGCUCUUGUCUAUUGCUGAGGAGUUUGACAGUUCCCGCGACAUCUUGUCCUUUGCCCGAGUUAAUAAGAGGGCAUAUGGCCUGCUGCGGUCGGCUCUUUACAAAUUCAAUAUCCAGCAGCAAAACGCCUCGGCGUUGCACUGGGCCGCAUGCAACGGAAGGCCGCUCAUGGCGAAGAUGAUGCUGCAGCGCUACCUGUACGAUGUGAACGCUGUCUAUUGCUCCAACACGCCGCUUAUCUACGCCGUAUUUCACGGUUCUACAACGGUUGCUCACAUUCUCCUUGCCAACCGCCAUAUCGACGUCAACUUCCAGAACAAAAGAGGGCAAUGUGCCCUGUGGUGGGCCGCACGCCGUGGUGGUACAGAUAUUGUUGAACGAUUGCUACAGCGCGAUGAUGUCCAAGUUGACAACCGCGAUCUAAAGGAUCGCCUUACUCCGCUGGGCGUUGCAGUAUUGAAGGGGCACGAACGAAUCGCGCGGCAUCUCUUGAACACGGGCCGAGUGGAUGUCAAUGCACGGAACCGACAGAGGCGGACCCCCAUUUUUCACGCGCUUUCCCGAGAUGACCGGACUAUAACGGAAAUGCUUCUUGCGGAUGAGAGCGUCGACCUGUCCUGCCAGGAUGUCUGUGGCCGCACCCCCCUUAUGUACAGCGUCUUAAAGGGCCGGACCGAGCUGACAAAGUUACUCUUGGGCCACUCAAGGCCCUACGUCGACGUCCGGGAUAGUAAAGACCUAACGGCCCUUUGGUAUGCUGUUCGAAUGGGAAAUGAAGAAAUCGUCCAACAUCUCCUGGAAGGCCAUUCGACACUCUUACGUGAUGCGAACCAUGGCAUCGGCGGCGAGCAAGCGCUACUGUGUCUGGCCGCCUACCUAGGGAAAGAUAAGAUGGUGCAACUAUUUCUUGAUCACGGCUGGGACGUGAACGAGGUGGAUGCACAAGGGCGAACGCCAUUGCAUCUGGCGGCGCAGCAAGGACAUUUUUUAGUCGCCCAGGUCCUUUUGAACCGCCCACAAAUCAAUUUGCGCGCGCAGGAACAGUGGGGAUCGACGGCCUUGCAUGAAGCCGCCAAGCGAGGGCAUUUGGCGGUAAUCGAACUGCUUCUGGCUAAGCCAGGGAUAGCCAUCAACAUUGAGGACGUGAAUGGCGCCCACCCACUCUGGUGGGCUACUAAAGGCCGCCACAACGAUGUGGCCGCGCGACUGCUGGACGAACCGAAUAUUAGUGUUAACGCCAUCGGCAAAUUCGAGGCACCUGAGCCGGAUUCAUCAACAUGCCUCCAUCAUGCGGUCCAAGCGGGAGCAAUGGAGAUUGUCCGCAAGCUUUUGGCGGUGCGGGCCCUCAAUCCCAAUGUCGGCGACCACCAGAAGUGGACUCCGCUUUGCUGGGCAGCUAACCAAGGGAAUGUGGAGAUGGUGGAGCUACUCCUCACCCGGCCGGAUAUACGGGUAAACGGGGUCGAGGGAAAAGAAGCUCCGCCGCUCUGUUUAGCCGCAAGGGAGGGCCAGAUCCAGGUAGUCCGUCGCUUGCUACAGUGGCCAGGCAUUGACAUCAACCAACAAUGGGGUGCCUAUCUGCCACCACUCCUGGCUGCCAUCACCAACGGUCAUUCGAACGUAGCAAUGUAUCUGCUUGGGUGCGGGAAACGAUUGGACGUCAACGCCCAAACUUACGCGAAGGAAUCCGCACUGUCUCUGGCAGCGCGCCAGGGAGACCUACAGGUGGUCGAAAGUCUCCUGCGCGACUACCGCACAGACUGUAAAAGCGUCGACGACCGGGGACGCACUGCAUUAUGGUGGGCGGCCCAUACGGGCCAGAAGCCGAUUGUGGAACGGUUGCUGGCGGACGAUCGUGUCCUGAUCGAUGUUGCGGAUGACGAGGGCAUAGACGCUCUGAAUGCCGCGCGGCGACAGUAUCAUUUUAAUACUGCCAGACUCCUACGGGCUCACCGGCCUGGACAUCAUUCGAGUAGCGAUGGCUUUCGCCAUCCAGCUACCAGUAUUUCAUAG
Messenger RNA from Aspergillus pseudoviridinutans, 2145 nucleotides. Its product is annotated as ankyrin repeat domain-containing protein. Gene Ontology annotation, molecular function: protein binding. Lineage: Eukaryota; Fungi; Ascomycota; Eurotiomycetes; Eurotiales; Aspergillaceae. The transcript has a single exon. The record is from RefSeq and is a predicted model, not a curated record. Bases 1 to 2145 code for a protein of 714 amino acids.